Molecule: messenger RNA, 1047 nt
Organism: Malassezia restricta
Lineage: Eukaryota; Fungi; Basidiomycota; Malasseziomycetes; Malasseziales; Malasseziaceae
Exons: 2
Coding region: 1-1047 (348 amino acids)
Molecular function (GO): DNA binding
Source: RefSeq, a predicted model, not a curated record
AUGACAGGGGUUGGUCGUGUACGGCACGACGCGACUCGAGCAUCACCAUACUCAUCCAAGCCAAAUGUAAAGAAUCCUUCAAAGAGUCCAAGGCGCUAUCUGCAUUCUGCAUUUGAUAAUUUCUAUGAUUUUUUUAUGGAGAGCAAUGUACACGCUGGCGCCCCAUCCAUCCGACCUCGGAUAACACAUACGCGACAAAGCUCACUACGAUCUUCUUCCGAAGUUUCAGAUGAAUCCAUGUCAGAUGAGGACACAGGAACGCGUGAUGCACUCAGUAACGACACUGGAUCAUGGGGCCAAGUGCCUAUGCAAUCCACGCCACGUCCACGUGCUCAAAGAGAGAUACAAGAUGAUUCCUUCCUUGACCGACUUAUGACAGGGGCCAAGGAUGUCCCAAAAGCGCCAAAAAGAAAGCGUGGACGCCCGCGUAAAGAAGAAGCGGCCUUUACAUUCCAUCCAUCAUCUAUACAGCCUCAAGCAUCCGUGUCUGCAUCGUUUCCGAGGCGUGCCACUCAAACUACCAGCACACCUUUGGAAGACUCGACUGAACAGCCAAAACGAAAGCGUGGGAGGCCGCGUAAGCGUGAACUUGCGCCGCAUGAAGAAAUCGCCCUUAUUGCCUUUAAACAGUCUGGCCAUAUCCCCCCAUGGACUGUCAUAGCACCUGUGGACAGGCCACCUCAAUACCCAGAAACCCAUGUUUAUUUCCGUGUCCCGCAGACAAGGCGGCACCCUCCUUCUAUACUCGACUCACCUGAAGCCCCAAAGCCACAGCCCUCGCGCUGGUGGCACUACAAGCGACCACUAUUAAGAGGUAUACCGGCAAGACGAACGGAUGGUCAAACGCCUGAGCCACUGCCACUCGCCCCGCCAGGACGACGACCACGCACACGUGUGGACUAUGCGGCUUUGCAACAUCUCCAGCUCGCAAACCGAGCGCGUGGAGCUCAACUUGAUGUACAAGCACUUUGGCAGCAUCGUGUGUCUAAGGAGAAGGCACGAUUCACGAAGGCUGCCACCACUGGUGAUGCUACAACGGCAGCAUGA